Molecule: messenger RNA, 2757 nt
Organism: Australozyma saopauloensis
Lineage: Eukaryota; Fungi; Ascomycota; Pichiomycetes; Serinales; Metschnikowiaceae
Gene: SYG1
Product: Syg1p
Exons: 1
Coding region: 1-2757 (918 amino acids)
Biological process (GO): phosphate ion transport; cellular response to phosphate starvation
Cellular component (GO): cytoplasm; plasma membrane; Golgi apparatus
Molecular function (GO): inositol hexakisphosphate binding
Source: RefSeq, a predicted model, not a curated record
AUGAAGUUCGGCGAGUCUUUGAGUGAAGGUCUCGUCCCCGAAUGGGAAAACCAAUAUGUAGACUAUAAGACUGGAAAGAAGCUGAUCAAAAAAUACACCCUGCUCCAGCUGGAAUUCGAGCGGGGAAACGUUGUAGAUACGACUCCGCUAUUGGAACCAAUCAGUGAGGUCGAGCAGCCAGAUUACUUCAUUUUGAAUCACAAGAAGCAUGGUCAAGAGAGCCAGGGUACACCACAAACUCCAAGAGAAGAUGGGCUGGGUAGUCUUGGACGGCGGCUGCUGAUUUUUCAAUUCUCCACGUUCAGGCAGCGUAGUUUGCGCAAGGAAGAUGUGGCGGAAGAAGGUGCCAAGUUUCUGCAAUGGCUCGAAGAUGAAUUAACAAUGGUGAACAAUUUCUACAAAAGCAAAGAGCGUGAUGUAUACCAUCGGUUUCUCAUAUUGGAGGAUCAGUUUGCGCAAUUGAAGGAGCAGAAGAUCGAGCUUUUGAGAGGUGUGAAACUGAACUCAACGUCACAUGUUGCAAAGGAUACCGCUGGAAUAGUCAACAGCAAGCUUUCUCGAUUUGCAUCCAAAAUCUUACUCGAUCGCAUCUGGAAGCACGAACUUCCUUCACUCCCCUCUAUGACUUUCCUUGACAAUUUUAGAUCCAAGGAUAAUUCACAAUCUGGAGAUGUAGUACUUCGAUCAGCUUCUAAAAAGGAAGGCUUUGAUCCAAACUACCAGGAAAAUCGUAUCAGAAAUGGUGAAUCCUUUAAUGAUAGUGAAGUCGAAAGUGAUUCAGCAGAUAGUUUCGACAAAAGUGCGCCCUCUAGCACUCAGAUGGCUGCUUCCACCAGCGAGCAAUUCCGUAUGUCUCGCAAGCGAGACUUCGUCGCAAACAAGCUGUUUGAAGUUCCAUACUAUUACGCCAAGAAAGUCUUGAAGGAUGCACUAAUUGAGCACUACAGAUCUGUUGCGUUGGUGCGCUCAUAUAGAACCAUGAACAGAACUGCGCUUCGAAAAAUCACGAAGAAGUUCGACAAAGCAAGCGGAUCUUCGAUUUCUGCCAGCUUCAUGAAAAAGGUCGACAACUCUUAUUUCCAAACAAGUUCCGUUUUGGAGCAGAUUCUGAGCCGCGUUGAAGACCUCUACCUUUCGGUCUAUGGUACUCAGAGUGAUACAAAGAAGCACGGCUUGGAGAAACUCAAAAGUGCUACGCUAGCCAUGCAACCAAGACUGUACCAUGGUGCCACCUUUGUGUCUGGUAUCUUUUUGGGCUUUUCAGUUCCUCUUGUUGCCCUCGUAAUUUACAUCUUCAUUGACAAAUACCACUUCAAACACAUGGUCAACCAAAAGUACCUUGGACAGCUUUGGGCUGGGUUCCUCAUGAUGAACUUGGCAAUGAUUCUUGUUGGAAUCAAUUUCUUCACAUACACUGAGUUCAAAAUCAACUACAAGUUCAUUUUCGAAUUCAAUCUCGCAAAUGCUCUCGACUAUCGUCAAUUUCUUGUCCUUCCAUCGGCACUCUUCGGGUUUUUGGGAUUCUGUGCUUGGUUUAGCUGGCUGAACUUCUGGCCAGAUAAGUUUCCAGGCAAAGAUUGGCCUUUGGUCUUUUUGGCCGUUUUUCUAAUAGGGUUUCUCUGGCCCGGUAAUCAAUUAUAUCCUGCUAGUCGUAAGUGGCUCCAGAUAGCUCUUUGGCGGAUUCUUUGGUCAGGCUUUUACCCCGUUGAGUUUCGCGACUUCUACUUGGGUGACAUUUUGUGCUCUUUGACUUACAGUUUGAGUAAUCUCCCUUACUUCAUAUGUUUGUACGGAAUCAAGUGGAGGCAUUACCUAGGUCUGGAUGUAAUUCCAGAUUCUACAAAGUACUGUGGGUCGGGGUAUUCACGGUCAAUGGGCUUUUUCUCAGCCCUCCCUUCAAUCUGGCGUUUUCUACAAUGCCUCCGUCGUUACAUGGACACUGGUGACCUGUUCCCUCAUUUAGCCAACAUGACGAAAUAUCUUGCCGGCUGUUUGUACUACUGCUUUCUCAGUCUCUGGCGUAUUCACAACACCGAUUACUACCGUGCCUUAUUUAUUACAUUUGCAUCUGUCAACUCCACUUUCACCACUGCAUGGGACAUAAUCAUGGAUUGGUCUUUACUUCAGCCCGGCUCUAAGCAUUUUUUGUUGAGAGAUGAGCUAUUUUAUGAGCGUCCAAUCUACUAUUACUUCGCAAUGCUCAACGAUGUGUGUCUCAGGUUCGCAUGGGUGGUUUACAUUGCAAUCCCAGGUCAAUUGCAACAGCUGGCACUGACCAGUUUCUUUCUUGCAUUAGCCGAACUUUUCCGUCGUUUUAUCUGGAUGUUCUUCAGAGUGGAGAACGAACACCGAACUAAUGUCACCUUGUUCCGUGCUUCGAGAGAAUCACCAUUGCCAUAUCACAUGACUCGUAGAGUUGAAAAUGCUAUUGACCGCCUAGUUGAUAUCCGAUACAAGGAACUCGACGAACCAUCAGAGGAGGUCGGCUCCAGCACACCCUCGAAGGUGCCAGCAGGGAAGCUUUCGAGAAGAACCUCAACUUACAACCAAGCUUCUGCGCAUCAAGACCUCGAGGCUGGCGCCGAACGUCCCGCAGUCAGCAACAGGUCUACUUUCGGCGCGAUUUCUGCCGCAUUUAACAAGGCGCAUAUCAAGGAUUUCCAAAGAAGAAAGUUCUCUGUUGCCGGAAUCGAUAGUGACGAAGAGGAGGGGAUGGAUGACGACAUACGGCCUCUCAAGCCAUCUUCUUCGCAAUAG